UUUAUACUUUUUUCACAGAUCUGAUGGAAUUCAGAAGAAAUUUAACUGUGGGAAACCAUACGAUGGUAACACUUAUUCUUGUGGGACUAACGGAUGAUCCAAACUGGCAGGUUAUAAUUUUCCUUUUUCUAUUUCUAACAUAUUUUUUGAGUGUCAUUGGAAAUCUGACCAUUAUCCUGCUCACUCUUCUGGACUCCCACCUCAAAACACCCAUGUAUUUCUUCCUUCGGAAUUUUUCCUUCUUAGAAAUCUCACUGACGACUGUCUGUAUCCCUAGAUACUUAUUCAGCAUAGUGACUAUGGAUAAAACGAUUUCCUAUGAUGCAUGUGCGACGCAAUUGUUUUUUGCCAUCUUCUUGGGUGCAUCAGAGUUUUUCCUGUUGGCUGCCAUGUCCUAUGACCGCUAUGUGGCCAUCUGCCAACCCCUUCACUAUGCAACAAUCGUGAGCAGCAGAGUCUGCACCCAGCUGGUUGUUACCUCCUGGGUGGCUGGGCUGUUAACAAUCUCUCCUGGACUUAUCAUGGGUCUGGAGUUGGAGUUCUGUGAUGCCAACAUUAUUGACCACUUUUUCUGUGACUAUUCUCCUGUCCUGAAACUCUCCUGCACAGACACACGGUCCAUAGAAUUGUUAGGUUUUAUUUCAGCCAUUGUCAUACUGCUGAUUACGCUGGCACUGGUGAUACUCUCCUAUGCAUAUAUUCUGAGAACAAUUCUGAAAAUCCCUUCUGCCCAGCAGAGGAAGAAGGCUUUUUCCACCUGUUCCUCCCACAUGAUUGUUGUCUCUCUCUCUUACGGCAGCUGCAGUUUUAUGUAUAUGAAACCUUCUGCAGAGGAAAGGGUCGCUUUAAACAAGGGGGUAGCAAUACUUGCCAUUUCAAUUGCACCUGUCUUAAAUCCUUUUAUAUAUACCCUAAGAAACAAACAGGUGAAACAAGCCCUGAAAGACAUAAUUAAAAAAGGUGUCUUUAUUACCUUAAGAUAA
This is a messenger RNA of Loxodonta africana (African savanna elephant), 983 nucleotides long. Its product is annotated as olfactory receptor 6C74-like. The coding region runs from base 24 to 983 and encodes 319 amino acids. Gene Ontology annotation, biological process: G protein-coupled receptor signaling pathway. The transcript has a single exon. The record is from RefSeq and is a predicted model, not a curated record. Gene Ontology annotation, cellular component: membrane. NCBI's taxonomy places the organism in Eukaryota, Metazoa, Chordata, Mammalia, Proboscidea, Elephantidae. Gene Ontology annotation, molecular function: G protein-coupled receptor activity; olfactory receptor activity.